GCUCACGCUAUUCGCGGGGCUUUUUAGUUUUUCAUGAUAGGUAAAUUUCCUCUUUUAUUGGAUGUAGUUCAUUCUAUGGCGCUGGAUACACAAAGCGAGAAUGGAAUUUAUCGCUACCAGUGGAUGGUAUUCGAAUUGGGAAUUGAGUGAUAAUUACUGCAAAACGGCCCUAAGAGGGAAUGAUGGACUGCGUUGCUUACGAGGCCACCUUAGACAGCAGCUUCCAAAAAGAUCGCUUGGAACUUGUUAACAAAGGCUCUUUGGGGCGUAGGAGAAAACCAUCCAGAGCCAAUCUCAAACUCCUACUCUCCCCUUCUUCCAAAAUUCAAGAUCCAGACCAAUUUUCACCCUUGUCUCAAAAGUCUUCGUCGCCGAAAAACCCAGCAAAAAAAAUUAUCGCCAACGGUGACGUGAGUUGGAGGAAAGCAGUUACACAAAGCAAUCAAAGAUCUUUACGAAACGAGCCCGGCUUACCUCGAACUCCUCCGGAACCUGGUCAACCUCGCACACCUCCAGAAUCUAAACUCGCCUCUGAAGCGCAGCAAUUUUCCAUCCAGGCCAAACUGAAACGAAAAAACUCUGACCUCGGAAGGAGCGCAGUCCUCAUUCAAACUUGGGAGCGAAGAACCCACAGCGAAUCCUUUUCUAAAAAGCAACAAAGUCCUGUCCACAGGAAUCGAUUUCUGGAGAAAGAAAACGUGGCCACAAUUCCUCCUGCCAUGCCAGAAUCCUAUAUAUGUCCCAAGUAUAUAGGCAGCCUGCAAAAUGGCGAUUCCAAGAGGGAUGGUGGACUGGUCCGCUCCGUUCGAGGUACUUUUCGAGAUGAAAAGUCAUUUCAGACGGCGCAGCAAAAUGGCUCCAAAUGCCCAAAUGGAAAAAAGAACGGAAUUACGAAGCAAGAACCGGAGUGGAUUAGUCUCAGCCGAAAACUUUGUGCCAAGUUCGUUGAAGGCCACAUAGAAUCCCAUUCUACCAAUUCCUGUGAUCACCAGGAAUUGAAUGGAGUGGAAGAGUGUGGAAUUACUACUCCUGAGACCAAUGGCAUUCGGAGGAAAGAGCCGCUGCAAUACUUUAAUGAAGAAAAGAAAAAGAAAACUGUAGAGAUGCCCUCUGUUGAAAACUCCCCUAGCAAUGAGCCUCCCUGGGUACCUCUGAGUAGAAAACUGUGCACCAAGUUCAUCGAGGAGCACAUAGAAUACCCUGCAUCAGUCUGCAAUCACUCGGAGAAGCCGACGGAUGUUCUAGAACCUAAUGGAGAUGUGAGGAUCAUCGAAAAGAUUGGAAAUCCCAAAUCCAGUAAAAAGAAGGCGAAAAAGGAUUCUGAGCCGGAAUGGAUCAGCCUCAGUCGGAAACUCAGAGCUAAAUUCAUCGAAUCGCAUAUUGACGAUCCAGACACCAUUGCACUGGACAACCAAUUAAAUGCUUCGGAUCCGGAGGAGACUAGUUCCGAAUCUUUAUCUGAUACUUCUCAAGAAAUAAACAUACAGAAGAUAGAAUGCCAACUCACGAACAAUUCAAGAAAUCGUGGUUCUUUUGGAAAAGAAUUGCAAAAAGAUUUUAGAUGCAUACCUUCAAUUCCACGCCCUUCAAGAGGAAAAAAUGAACCCUUUUUUCCUGAAAAAGAGUGUUGCUGGGAAUAUCAAGAAAUGGAGUUUGAUCAAGAAUCGAAUUCUGGUACUUUUCAGGAUGUGGAAUUCUUCGGAGAUGAGACUCGUAACGGCCAUCAUGCGUCAGAAGCUACAAAAACUGAUACAGAACCACAGCAGAAAAAAGAUUUUCAAAAUUUUGAAGCACCUGACAGCAGUUUUAAAAAUCGAAUUUCCUUCGCUGACUUAGAAAAAUCGAAGUCUCUUAAAAAAACUGGAUACGAAAGUAAUGACGUUCUCUUCCUGCCCCGCUCUACAGAAAAAGACAAUAUUUCAACUAACAGCCAAGAGAAAAAAAUUAUCACUGUGCAAUUUAUAGCUCAUCCAGAGUCAGUUCAACGGAAGAAAGAGGAUAUUACAAAGAGGACUGAGCCUCAUAAUGAAACUCACAGCCCAUUUUUUAACUUAACGACGUGGGAAGAAGCUCACUAUGUUUCGGACCACGAGCAAGCUGCUACCAAUCAAAACUCUAGUUUAGAGAAUAGCUUUAAAAAAGACUUUCGGUCUAAAUCUUUGGAUGAUCUCUGCGAUUCGAAAGAAGAAGUAUUCGUUGCGGAAGACAGGGAAAGUGACGCAGUUGAAAAAGCGGAUUCAAAUCAAUUUUGCACUUCAGGUUUUAAAAUAAAGUUGCUCUGCAAAUCUGAAGAAUUCCUUAACAAGGAUCUUCAUUCCAUCCCAAAUGCUGUAUCGAAUAAUGACAAUGAAGCGGACGAUUUUACAAGUAACUGGACUACGAAGCAUGAAAAUUUACCAAAUGGGGAUAUUCAAAGUGAUAUAGAUAACCGAGGUUCAAAACUUGAAUCAGAGAUUCGUCUUGAUUCUGAUGAACCGAAGACUUCAAACAUUAAGUUAGAUAACGAAAGUAAGCAGUUAAAUGUUAAAAAGUCAGAAGUGAGUCAAACGGAACUUGAAAGCUUUAAGUGCGAUUCGAAACCCAAAUGCAAUGGAGUUAUCCCAAAUACAAGGAAUCAUAAUUCUAAAACUGAAACUUUGAAAUUAAACAAUGGUUUAGAUAUUAAUGCUUCAGAAUUACAAAGACCUGGCAUGAGCAAAUGGGUGAAUUUCACAAAAGCAAAAAAUGCUUCAAAGAAUGAGUAUGCCAAUAUUGAUGGUCAAAAGUCGACGAAACCAAAUGGCGAUGUGAGGCAUAAACAGAAACAUAAAGCAACAGAAAACGAGAGCUCUUCUAAAAGUUACGGUAAAAUUGCUUCGAAGAAAGAACACGAAAACCAAUCCACAAUCAAAGAAAGUUUUUCAAUUGACGAUAAAACUGAAUCAAUUUCAUACGAUCAAGAUGAAAUAAAUGGCAUUGAAGAUAAUAACAUGAAUUACGAGCAAGAAAAAAUUAAAAGAAGACAUAAAUCGAAAAGUCUUUGUGACCUUUCAUAUAAUAGUAAUGCUUUCGUAGCAAAGUCAAGUGAUUCCGAUGCUUAUAUAGACUCGAAGCGGCGAUCAAUAGCAGAUAUACCAACUGUCGUUGUCCGAGAUUCAGCUUCACCAAGGGUUGAGUUCCAAGACUUUUCAGAGGAGUCUGAAAUCCCUUUAUGUGCUAAACUAGUUUCUAAGCAAAACAGGAAAAAUAUUUCGAGUCAUAAGACGCCUUCCGUAUCUUCAUGUUCAGUAAGAAACGAAAGCCCGUGUUCUGAAUCUUCUCAUGUCUAUGAAGACAUGUUCAAAGAAACAUCCUGUCCUUCCGAUUCGGAAGCAUCAAGCUGGUCUGUGAUGAAGAAGAACAGCUAUUAUGUAAAUGGCCGAUCGUCCUCAAUGAAUGAUUUAGAUUUAUCCGAUUCGUGCUCCUUGUCCAUAAAGUGCGACUAUGCAUCGAGUUGCUCAGGUCAGAGUACAUUGCAAAGUCGCCAAUCCAGCUGCGGAAGUUCCAGCUUUUACGUGAACUUACGAGACUAUGACUCGCACAUGUUAGAACCUAGUCUGAUACGCCGAAGAAAAGAAAGAAGUAAAUUGCAAAGUAACGGCAAAGCAAUUAAAAUAACAAAGAGCAACCCUCCAACGCCGGAAUCUUUAAGACAUUUGUUCACUUCCCCCUUGAGUUCAGUACAUACCCCAACUAAUGGAACGUCAAGACUCUUGAGCAGGUUACCACCAGAUUCGCAAUCUCAUUAUUAUUCAACAGCUUCUACAACAAGUUCUGCUUUCAAAAACGGAUUCGAUCUGACGCCACCUAAACCGAAGAAAACGGAAAGAAGUUCUUCGAUUAAGAUUAAAGACAUUGCGCAUGGAAUCAUUCUUACGUUCCGUCGAUUGCAGAACCAUUCCAAAAAUUCUCAUGUGUCCCCGACGCAUUACGUCGAUGUUAGCCACUUGGCUGAGCAUGGUUCGAAGACGAAUGUGAACGCGGAUUUUGAGAAAUUAAAAUCAAAGAAAAGCCAGAAAGAAUUUAUCAAGAAUCAGGAUCUAGAAAGGAAUCAGGUUUUUGAAAAUGGAAGAACGGGCAGUGAUUCCAGCCACAAUUUGCCGGAUGUGAAUAGAGCAAAAGCCCGCAGGUCUUCCAGUGAUUCAACUGGUAUGAAGUCCAAAUUUGACAUGUUGAAUACUGACAAGAAAAAGAGUAAAAAUGGGAAAUUAAAGUUAAGAGACAAAGGAAAAAAGAGCAGAAGUAAAACGACAGAAACCCGAAACAUUCCGACAGUCAGCCGAAAAGUUCAACAGAUGGCCGAUGGAACGCUGUACCUCGUGACAACAGUGUCUGGUGACACGGCCCUUCCCGGGGUCUAUUCCGAUUCGCCUGACACAUCCAGUGAGCUCAGCACCCACAGACCGGUGAAAAUAUCUGGCGAAUCGAACUGCUGACCGGCAUGAAAAGACUUGGAAAAAAACUUUUGUAAUAUAGUAUUUACUACAGUGAUCAUGUUGAAAUAUGAUACUGGUUGUACAAAGAAAAAUUUACAUCAUGCAUGUUUAUGUUUUUGACAGAUAUUUCUGUAAACUAAUCUGUUUCGCCAGAAUCAGGUAUGCUGAUGCGCUUGGCAAUUUUGGCGAUGUCAAAAUGACACAAUUUUGUAUGUGCAAUCUUUUGCUUUCGUCUACCACAAUCGACUAAUACUGAAGGCUUCUUUCUGCUACUGACACAUUUGAUAAACAAGUUUUAAAGUUUCGUCUUUUGUCAAUGUGUUGAAAAUUCCGACAAUGGAAGCUUCGUUGAAGCAAAAACGGCGCUAUUUUUGAAACAGAUUCUUACGAAAAAACUCCAAAUUAUACUGCAGAAAAUUUCGAUUUGUGUUUUGUUUACUGUUUCAAAGACUACAGAUUAUCGUGUUUCAAACAAUGAGUUCUGUAUGUUUUGAAUAUGGUUACGUUUAAUAAUAUUAGAGUUUUGCAAACCAAUUAUUUUUAAAUUUAUGACCAAAAACAUAUAAACGAUCAUAUUCUUGUAAUUUUGCGCAUAAACUUUAUCAGUCACACAUAAAUAAUGAUAUGUCCCUGCAAAAAAUACGAACACUAUAAUAUUAUCAUUUUAUGAAUCAAUAAGUUCUGUAAAUACGAAUGUAUUACGAACAUCUUUAUUACCAUAACUUCUAAGUAAGAGAACAUUUUGCAUUUUGUACGUAGAAGUAUUUUAUACUUUAUUUUGGAUUCUAAUGAAUCAAAUA
Molecule: messenger RNA, 5254 nt
Organism: Uloborus diversus
Lineage: Eukaryota; Metazoa; Arthropoda; Arachnida; Araneae; Uloboridae
Exons: 10
Coding region: 180-4454 (1424 amino acids)
Source: RefSeq, a predicted model, not a curated record